Molecule: messenger RNA, 479 nt
Organism: Diabrotica virgifera virgifera (western corn rootworm)
Lineage: Eukaryota; Metazoa; Arthropoda; Insecta; Coleoptera; Chrysomelidae
Product: procyclic form-specific polypeptide A-beta-like
Exons: 2
Coding region: 107-415 (102 amino acids)
Source: RefSeq, a predicted model, not a curated record
AAACAGAGAUCAGGGAUACGUGACAUAUCACAUAUCACCACAUAUAGAUUACAUAUAAAAUCACGGCAUAUUUUUAUUUACCUAAAUCGACGUAGUAGUUGCGAAAAUGUUAAAAGAAGCAUUUAUCCUGCUGUCUGUAUCAUGUUUUGUUCUGGGUAAUCCUGAUUUUAUAUCAGAUCUAAUGGAUGCUUUAGAAAAAACAGUUCCGAAUAGGUCAAAUGAAAACAAAGGAAAACAUAAAGGCAGAACAAAGGGGGCAGGUGCUGAUAGGUCCGUCGAAGAAGGCGAACAAGGAAAAAAAGAACCUGCAAAAAAUAAACCUAUGGAAGCAGAACCUAAAGCAGAACCUGAAACAGAACCCAAAGCAGAACCUAAAGCAGAACCUGAAGAAUUACCAGAAAAAAUCGAGAGCUAAAUUGAAUAAUAAUUACCUACUUAGCACCUAAUCUAACUUUAGAAUAAACUGUAUAUUUACCAUU